Molecule: messenger RNA, 633 nt
Organism: Morchella importuna
Lineage: Eukaryota; Fungi; Ascomycota; Pezizomycetes; Pezizales; Morchellaceae
Exons: 2
Coding region: 1-633 (210 amino acids)
Source: RefSeq, a predicted model, not a curated record
AUGUGGACCACUGCCCGUCGGUCUCGGUUUGGACCAGAGGGUGAGAACAGUUCAAUAUUUGAAGAUCCAUAUAUUCUAACCAGUUCAGCAGAUGGAGAUGGAAGAAGAGCUAGCCCAACUACAUGGACUGUUCCUAUGAAGCGGGCUAUGUUAGAAGCAUUGGUGGCUGGAGCUAGGGAAGGCAAGCGUGAUGGAAAUGGAUUUAAGAAAGAGGUUUUCAAAUCCGCUGUGGAUGAAGUUAAUAAGCUCUAUUGCUCUGUUUCUCCAGGUGGUUCGGAGAAGAUACCACUAGCGGUUGGUCGCAUAAAGUAUAAAAUAAAAGUUAAAUAUCGCGGUGCUAAGGACUUCAGAUAUUACACCCUACGCCACUAUGAAAAGUUAGAAUUGCUUUAUGCUGGUAGGCUAGCUCCUGAGGAACUCGCACUACCCCCAGGUGACUCGAAGAGAGAAACUGCUGUCGAACGCGUACAGAAGCACUAUCAUCAUUGGGAUGCACACAGGAUGAUUGCCGCAAUGAGCAUUUUCUCAGAUGAGGCAAAAGCUCAAAUGUUUUGCGGUAUGAAACCUGGUGCAACCCGUGAUGCUUGGAUCAAUCGAGAGAUUAAAUUCUAUGAAAAUGACUUCCAGCCCUGA